AGUGGAUCACACAUCAACAUGAGAGUGCAACGGAUACCACUGCUGCUCCAGUGCCCACAUCUACUGCUGAUGGCCCUCUGUGCCACAAGCAUCUGCCUUUCGAUGGGCCACAGCGAUGAGAUCGUGAUGGUGGAGGACAUCAUCAAGGUGGAGGAGACUGGGCAGCCAGAGGACAACAGCAGCACCAUUGCCCUGAUCACCCUGAGCGAAUCCGGCAGCGAUGAGGCCGAGGACAAGGACGAGAGUAGCCAAUCGAAUGUUUCGGAUGAUCUGAUAUUUCUCUCCAACAAAAACAAAAGCCAGAGCCAGCUCUCAGAAGACACGUCCACCUCCGAAGAGCAGUCUGCAGAGGAGCAGCCGCCAGAGGAGAGCCCCGCCGCCCAGCCCAUCGAUCUGAGUGCCUUUGUGGCUCUGAUCCCGGCCCGAGAGGUGCAGUCGAUAGCCAGCCACUACUACCACCAUGAUGCGGAGGUGCAACGGGCCUAUGCCUUCCUCUCCACUAGCUUCGUGGCCAUCAAGCACCAGAUGCUGCAGCUGCCAGAGGUCCUGGCCUUCACCCGAUACCUGAAUGCCAGCGGCUUGGAUGUGCUCAAGAUAAUGGAUUCCCUGGCGAAGGCCAGCAAGCCCUCGUCUCUGGACUUGCCCACCAAUUCAGCGGCUGCCAAUGCCAGCGAUUGGGGGAGCACCACUACUAGAGAGCCACUCAACGGCCUGCACGGGCUGGUGGACAGCAUCCUGGACGUCCUGCCGCAGGACCAGCUACUGGCCACCUUCUUCGACAAGACCGAAAGCGACAAGCAGUUCGCGGCCCUCGUCGACAGCAUCGGCACUCCCAAGUUUGCCAAAAUCCUCAGCAAUCUUCAGAACUCUGUGCCGCUGCGUAAUCUAAUCUUUGUGAUGCACUCCAACGGCAUCUACGUGGAACGGAUUGUGGAGUCUCUCAAAUCGUACUUUUUCCUCGCUAGCUUCUAGCCUCCCUGUGAAAUAAACGAAACGAACCCCCAGAA
Molecule: messenger RNA, 1007 nt
Organism: Drosophila persimilis
Lineage: Eukaryota; Metazoa; Arthropoda; Insecta; Diptera; Drosophilidae
Exons: 3
Coding region: 19-972 (317 amino acids)
Source: RefSeq, a predicted model, not a curated record